Messenger RNA from Aspergillus caelatus, 1721 nucleotides. RefSeq names its product fungal specific transcription factor domain-containing protein. NCBI's taxonomy places the organism in Eukaryota, Fungi, Ascomycota, Eurotiomycetes, Eurotiales, Aspergillaceae. The record is from RefSeq and is a predicted model, not a curated record. Gene Ontology annotation, biological process: DNA-templated transcription. Bases 173 to 1666 code for a protein of 497 amino acids. The transcript is spliced from 3 exons. Gene Ontology annotation, molecular function: DNA binding; zinc ion binding.
AUAUGCAAAGCAAGCUCUGGGAUCUCCUAGGCCCAAUGGAGCAGCUCUUCAAGGGCUGGAUAGGCCCACGACUCCAGAAACAUCCAUCACUCGCGAGCAACGAGCCCAAGUAGCUGCAGCUGCAGCUUCAGCUCCAGCACUAGAAGCGUUACAUAAACAGUACCUUGGUGCAAUGACAUAUAUAAUGCAUAAUACUCCUAGCAUUCCCCCAAACUAUCAGCGGAUCAUGGCCUUCUCCAAUAGCCGGAACCAGGAGAUCCUGACGAUAAUAGACCCUACGGCAUCCCCACCUACAAUUUUAUUCAAUGCAUAUAUGGACGCCUACUUCCAACACCUUUUUCAUCAGUUUCCCGUGAUUGAUCAUGCCGACCUAUCUCCCGACAGAGCGUCGCUCGCUCUUCAGCAAGCAAUUUGUAUGGUGGGAACUAUGCUGCGAUAUCCUAAAGGACCGGAUAUUCUGUCAGAGAACGAGAAAUAUUAUUACAACGCCAAGACCCUCAUCCACACCAACCACGAGCAGGACCCGAUGACCGUUCUGAAGGUUUUGUGUCUUUUGGCCACCCGCAACAUCGCUGGUCCGGUGUUAUUGACCGUAGAUUGUGCAUGGCAUUGGUUGGGGAUAGCAAUACGACUGUUGCAACAAAUGGGCCUACACCGCGAAGAGAUGUGUGUUGCCUCUGCUAGUCCGGGAAUCGCACGCAGGAUUGCGUGGUGCCUUUUCGUACAAGAUAAACUGUUGUCUGGUGCAUUUGGAAGGCCGACGUGCAUCAAAGAAAAUGAGUUUGAUGCUCGACCCCUGGUGGAAGAAGAUUUCGAGUGUCCUGGCAUCCAACCCUUGCUUUUCAUGCAGCUGGCCAAGAUAGCAAGCAUUCUGGGUAGGAUAUUAGACCUCCGAUGGCGGUCUCCUAAAGAUAUACAAACCCAGCAUACAGAUAUCCUCCGUACAUUGAAAGAUUGGAUCCACAAUCUUCCGGUCCCUAUUCACAUUUUCGACCGCAACGGUGUGCGAACAUACCGACGGGAUGUUUUCGAAUUACAUAUCGUGUAUCUUGCCACCAUUAUAUUGUACUGUGACCUCUUCAACGACCAUGACAUUACAUCGGUGCCGAACAUUGUAUCUCUGGUCGCCUCUUCAUGCAUUGCCCGCUUAUACCACGAGAUUGACUGUCGGGAUGACCUCAAUUAUCUUCUUGGUAUACAAAACUGGUUCCUAACAGUAGCUGCAAUGCCACAGCUUCUAUACAACGCCGCUGAAUGCUCACUGCCGGAAUCUGAUAGCUACUGUUCGGAAGAGCUGGACAUGCUUGUGUCGUCAUUGGAUCAGGUGCAAGCACGAAUUCCCGGGGCAACGGUGGUAUUGAACGCGAUCAAUAGACUGCGCGCGUCACGCAACAGUGGUCGAGUCCGGAAUACGACAACAACAAUGUAUGAGUCGCGUGAAAACGUCUCCUUCAGCGAAGGCUAUGACAUCUUCAGCUUCCGCGACUUGUUUCCAUUUCCGAAUUCUCUGUCACCAAGGCUUGCUCUGUGGGAGGUGUAUGCUGGCGACAUAUUCCAAGGCCUGGAGACCCCCAUGACUGCCACUGACGACCCUUGCUGGAUCUCAGGGGAGUUCGCGGAUCUUUCUCGACUUGCGUUUGCCGGUCUACCACAGCCAUUUUCUUGAAUAUCCGGCUUCCACUACUAUCAACUUCAUACUGAUUGAUUAUGCAUUAUCUAAC